Messenger RNA from Fusarium venenatum, 1083 nucleotides. RefSeq lists its product as uncharacterized. Gene Ontology annotation, molecular function: 2 iron, 2 sulfur cluster binding; iron ion binding. The record is from RefSeq and is a predicted model, not a curated record. Lineage: Eukaryota; Fungi; Ascomycota; Sordariomycetes; Hypocreales; Nectriaceae.
AUGACUUUCCACGUUACUCAUUCAUUUGUCUCUUCCAUCUUUUCCAUCGCCGGUUUAGCCGGACUUUUGUCUUUACUUGCGAGGUAUUUGUCGUCAACUCGCUCGCCAAAGCCGGUUGAGACCAAAUUCGUCCAAGACUUCAAAGCUACAGCGCGAGCUUUGCCUUCUUCGUGGUACAGAUCCAAGGAAAUCUACGAACUCGAACGCCGCGCCAUCUUUGCUAAGAAAUGGAUCUUUGUCAGCCACAAGAUUAGACUUUCUGAAGCCGGAUCUUGUGUCGAAAUCAAUGAAGCUGGCUUCCAAUUCUUCCUCAUUAAGAACAAAAACGGCAUCAUUGAGGGUUUCCGCGGCACAGCUAAAGAACAGACAUCUCAAGGUGCCAAGGUCCCCAUCCAUGUACACGUCGAUGACAAGGGGUUUAUCUGGGUCAACCUCGAUCCCUCCAAGACCCCUGAAGACUGGUCGAUUGAGUUCAGAGACAUCGACAGAAUGAAACGACACGAAUCCUUCAACUUUGAUGACUACAAGUUCGACCAUACCUGGGGUAUGAGUGGCGAUUACAACUGGAAGACACUGGCAGAUAACUACAACGAGUGUUACCAUUGCAAAACAGCCCAUCCUGAUGCCGCUGCUAUAGCGGACCUCACAGCAUACAAGGUGGAUCCAAAAGGUGGCAACAUCGAGCACUUCGCCAAUGUGAAUGCUGAAGCAGAAAAGUCUGGCUUAAUGGUCGUGAGCAAUUACUACUUUCCCAAUGCUUGCAUGACUGUCUCCCCUAACUUCUUCUACCUGAUGCGCUGCGUUCCUACUUCGGUCGGAAAAUGUUCCAUGGAAUACGAGGUCUACCGACACAAGGAUGCUACCGACGAAGGUUUCAAGACGAUCGAUGAAAUGUUCAAGAGGAUCCUAACAGAAGAUAAAUGGCUCUGCAAUAAUGCUCAAAAGAAUCUCAACGCCGGUGUUUUUGUGAACGGAGAGAUGCAUCCCAAGCUGGAGCAAGGACCUCUCUACUUUCAGCAUCGGGUCCGAGGUAUCUUGACUGCUCAUCGUGAGUUGGAAAUGAAGGUUGGAAGGGAGCUUUAA